AUGAGCACCCGCCAGACACGCGUGAUGAGCACCCGCCAGACACGCGUGAUGAGCACCCGCCAGACACGCGUGAUGAGCACCCGCCAGACACGCGUGAUGAGCACCCGCCAGACACGCGUGAUGAGCACCCGCCAGACACGCGUGAUGAGCACCCGCCAGACACGCGUGAUGAGCACCCGCCAGACACGCGUGAUGAGCACCCGCCAGACACGCGUGAUGAGCACCCGCCAGACACGCGUGAUGAGCACAACGCCAGACACGCGUGAUGAGCACCCGCCAGACACGCGUGAUGAGCACCCGCCAGACACGCGUGAUGAGCACCCGCCAGACACGCGUGAUGAGCACCCGCCAGACACGCGUGAUGAGCACCCGCCAGACACGCGUGAUGAGCACCCGCCAGACACGCGUGAUGAGCACCCGCCAGACACGCGUGAUGAGCACCCGCCAGACACGCGUGAUGAGCACCCGCCAGACACGCGUGAUGAGCACCCGCCAGACACGCGUGAUGAGCACAACGCCAGACACGCGUGA
Knipowitschia caucasica is the source of this 531-nucleotide messenger RNA. Lineage: Eukaryota; Metazoa; Chordata; Actinopteri; Gobiiformes; Gobiidae. The record is from the annotation of a GenBank genome assembly.